AUGGGAGAUAAGAGGAUUGACAAAUAUAUAUUUAAUAUAAAUCAUAAGAUUGGAGAAGGUUCUUAUGCCACCGUUUUUAAAGGUACAAAUGAAAAAACAGGAGAGAAAGUAGCAAUUAAAAUGUUAAAUAAAUCUGUUAUUAAUGCGUAUAAUAAUAAUUGUAUAUAUACAUAAGAGAUGAUUACUUAAGAGAUGGUUUAAUAUAGGAAAUAAAAAUAAUGGGAAAAUUGAAAAGUCCAAAUAUUGUCUAGCUUUUAGAUGUUAUGGAAACAACAAAUAAUUAUUAUAUAGUUUAAGAAUUUUGUGAUGGAGGUGAUUUUGAUGAGUAUUUAUAUAAAAAAAUUAAAGAUAUCUUAAAAAGAAGAAAAAUUUGAGUGAAAAAGAGGCUAUUAAAUUUUUAGUGGAUGUUUUAACUGGUUUUACAUAACUUAUAAAAAAUGGGAUUAUUCAUAGAGAUUUAAAACCUGCAAAUAUUUUAUUGGAUAAAACAGUAUAAAGAUUAUAUUUAUAAUUUAUUUAAUUAGACAUAUAAAUUAGCAGAUUUUGGUUUUGCGAAAUGUGUAGACAAUUUUAAAAAAGAUAUGAUGUCUUCAAUGGUUGGUACUCCAUUAUAUAUGAGUCCUUAAAUUUUAGAUCAUAAAAGAUACAAUUCUAAAACUGAUGUAUGGAGUAUUGGAUUUAUCUUUUAUGAAGCUUUAUUUGGUAAAAGUAAAUUAUUUCAUCAAUAAUUUUAGCUCCAUGGACUGCUAGAUCACCUCAAGAAUUACUAAAAAAUAUUAAAACAUAACCAUUAAAGUUUCCAACUGAUAAAAUAUAAAUCUCUUAAGAAACUUAAGAUUUAAUUAUUGGAUGUCUUUAAGCUGAUGAAUCAAAAAGAUUAUCUUGGGAAGAAAUAUAUAAACAUCCUGCUAUCUCACAAUACUUUUAAGAUAUAGUUUAAGGAAAUUCAAAAUUAGAAGAUAAAGCAUAAUACUUAAUUAAUGAUAUUAGGCUUAUGAUAAUCAAAGAUAAAUUAGAUAUCACUUAAUUGUUUACAGAAUUAGAUAUGUCUAAAGAUAAAGCACUUGAUGUUAAUGAACUAGGAAGAUUCUUAACGAGAGUUGAUAAAGAUAUAUAAAGAGAUGAAAUUGAAUAUAUUUUUAAUAAAUUUGAUGAAGAUGGUAGCAAUUCUAUUGAUUUUGAAGAAUUCAAAAAAUGGAUGGAAGAUAAUUCUGUAUUAAAUCUAAAUGUAUUAUUAGAUUUAAGUCAAAUAAGAAAAAUAAAUCAGAGAUAGAUCAAAAAAAUAAUCUAUUCUAGGUAAGAAUACAGUUGAAGAACGUGCAAAUUAUGUCAUAGAAAAACUCAAAUUAUCUAUUAUUAAAUAUAAUAUUUAACUUAUUGAUCUAUUUAAAAAAGUAUUACAUCAAAAAUAUUUAGUUUGAUAAAUCAGCUGAUUUAAAAUUAGAUUUAAAAGAAAUGGCUUAAAUGUUAAAAAGAAUUGAACCAAGUAUUAAUGAAGAUGAAACUCGAGCAGUUUUCGAUUUCUUUGAUAUUAAUAAAGAUGGCGAAAUUACAUUUUAAGAGUUUUAGACAAAUUUAUAAGAAUGCAUUGUUCAUAAAAAAUGA
Paramecium sonneborni is the source of this 1605-nucleotide messenger RNA. The record is from the annotation of a GenBank genome assembly. Lineage: Eukaryota; Ciliophora; Oligohymenophorea; Peniculida; Parameciidae.